UAUCAGCAGACAGAGAGGGCUCCGGCGCCAGAGUCACACACACACUCAGCUGAAUAGCGGGACUGUUCUCUUUCCCAAGCGGAGUCUCAUAUCUGUGUCUGUGUUUCGCGGCUCUCCGCUCAUGUGGACGUUUCCUCUCUGUCUCUCCCUCUCGAACACUUGAUCCAGCAAUCCCAACCACGCACACACCACGAGACCACACCAAAAGCCCCGCUCAACUAACGGGACAGAAGCAGUAGCGAUGGUCGGCUUUAGGACACUGUUCCCGGGACUGCUGCUGCUGCUCGCUGGGCUGCCGGGGGAGAAGCACGGGGACGGGAGAGGGUGUAUUACGUGGGAAUCAAAGAGAUCAACUGGGACUACGCUCCGACUGGCAUGAACCUCAUCAACGGGAAACAAAUAGCGGACGAUGAGCAUGCGUCAUUGUUCCUCCAGAGUGGUCCCCAGCGUAUUGGCAGUGUGUAUAAGAAGGCUGUGUACAGGCAGUACACUGAUGCCUCCUACCUCAUCGAGGCGCCCCGGCCCGGCUGGCUGGGUUACCUGGGGCCUGUGCGGGCAGAGGUUGAUGAUGUCAUCAUUGUGCACUUGAAGAACUUUGCCUCCAGAAACUACUCCAUGCACCCUCAUGGGGUCUUCUACGAGAAGGACUCAGAGG
Oncorhynchus masou masou (cherry salmon) is the source of this 655-nucleotide messenger RNA. RefSeq names its product ferroxidase HEPHL1-like. Gene Ontology annotation, molecular function: ferroxidase activity; copper ion binding. Lineage: Eukaryota; Metazoa; Chordata; Actinopteri; Salmoniformes; Salmonidae. The record is from RefSeq and is a predicted model, not a curated record.